Balaenoptera acutorostrata (minke whale) is the source of this 2379-nucleotide messenger RNA. RefSeq names its product centrosomal protein 72 (gene CEP72). NCBI's taxonomy places the organism in Eukaryota, Metazoa, Chordata, Mammalia, Artiodactyla, Balaenopteridae. Gene Ontology annotation, molecular function: protein binding. Gene Ontology annotation, cellular component: centriolar satellite. Gene Ontology annotation, biological process: spindle organization; centriole replication; regulation of protein localization to centrosome. The record is from RefSeq and is a predicted model, not a curated record.
AUGGCGCCGGCGGGGCGGCUGGUUCUGUGUGAAGAGAAGAUCAGGGGGAAGACCGGGCUGGCGCCUCACCGCGGCCUGGCUGAACUUCGGUCAUUAUCUAUUCCUGGAACUUACCAAGAAAAGAUUACUCACCUAGGAAAUUCUUUGAUGAAUUUAACAGGUCUAAAAUCUCUAGAUCUCUCACGAAACUCCUUGGUUAGUCUAGAGGGCAUCGAGUACCUGGCGGCGCUGGAGCGCCUCAACGUCUACCGCAACCGCAUCUCCUCGCUGGCCGAAGUCUUCCGGCUCCGCUCCUUAACGGAGCUCACGGAGGUGGACUUCCGGCUGAACCCCGUGGUGGAGAGCAAGCCUGACUACCGCCUCUCCGUGGUGCACACGCUCCCGCGCCUCCGGCAGCUGGAUGACCGCCCUGUGAGGGAGCGUGAGCGGAAAGCAUCCCGGCUGCAUUUUGCUUCGGAGGAAUCGCUGGACUCAACACAGAGCUUCCCAGCUGUUUUCAGAGUCGAAAGACCGCAUCACUCCAGAGCCAAGUGCACUGACCCCUCGGCCAAGAAGGGCUUGGUCAUGGACGCGGAUGAUGAGGCGGUCCUGAACCUCAUUGCCGAGUGUGAGUGGGACUUGAGCAACCCUCCUGGGAGCAUGAGUUCCAGCCAGCAGGAGCAAGAGGCCAGCUUCCAGAGCUCCCAAGAGUCGCAGCCCCUGUCGAGUCCUGAGUCAGCACGGCACCAGUGCGGGGACGCCCUGAGGAAGGGCCCCGAGACGCGGAGGAGCGGCUCCAGCGGGGGCCGUGCGGGGCCGAGGGUGCAGGACCAGCGCUGCGGCGAGCUCCCCCCGCGGCACUUGGCCCCGCGUCCAGACUCCACGGACACUGAGGACUCAGCCCCCUCUUCUCAGAAGUCAAGUUUAUUGACGCAAAAGGGGUCAAAUCCCUUGCCUGCUCCGGAAAAGUACAGGAAGCGAAGGGUGCCUGGCGGGAGGUUCCAGGCACCUGCGGACCAGGAGCGUCUGUGCUGCCUGGAGGAGAGUCUGGGCAGGCAGAGCGGUCCGGAGGGCUGGAGUGCAGGGCCCUGUUCCCACGCGGCGGCCUUGGGGCCCGAGCAGCGGAGGCCGCGCAGCGUGAGUGAGCGCUGUCACCGCUCCGUUUUGUUAGAAGCGCGCUUCCGGGCUCCGCGCCUCUCCCGCGGUGCGAAGGGCCUCGAGGUGGAAGUGUCACCCCAGGGGGGCUGCCGGCCUACGCAGCCUCCUCGCCCCGCCGGCUGGAGCCAUCCACGGCGCUCUCGGGAGCGGGAGUCCUGGGCGUGCAUCCUUUGGUUCUCGAAGGACACGUCCUCGUUCGGGAGUGGAAGUUCUCCCCCAGAGUCACCCAGAGCGGUUGUGGAUGGUGCUUCGUCGCCCUUGUCACUGGCCCAGUUGGAGAUUGAGACAUUCUCAAAGUUUGGGACACGAGUGAAGACCACCCAGCAGACAACGGAUGUCAGCCCCGGCGGCGCCUCGCCUGAGGGACUGGCCCUUGCUGUGGGCUGGGGCUUUGUGUGUCCCAAAUUGCACUUGACCGUGCCGCCCGGGAAGAAGGCCGCCCUGGAGGUGGCGCUCCUCGGCCUGGUGGAGGACAGGCACUGGGGUGGCUGCAGGCCCCGGCGCAGCAGUGAAGCGUUCCUCGUGAGCCGGCCCAGGGCUCUGCGGGCAGGUGCUUGCGCCCCACUGCUGGGCGCUGGUCCCUGCGUCUCGCUGGACCGCCUCACCGGCCUCACUGCCUCACUGCACUGCGGGGACUGUCCUGAUGCUCAGGCAAGACACAUUUUGUCAUCUGUCCGAGAGUUCACAGCCACUCAGGACAGUUCAACAACGGUGAAUGAAGAAAUUAGCUCCCUGACUAUGGAAAAUAAGUCUUUGCAGAGUCGCCUUGCUGAGCUACAGCAGCAGUAUAGCGUGAAGAUGAGUGAGGUGGUGUCGGAACUCAGCGACACUCGGAGGGAGAUGGAUCACCUGAGGCAGCAUCUGGACAGAACUCUGGAGGAAAGCAGUAGCUUGAAGUCUCUUCUGUUCAGCGUGAAAAAAGAAGUGAGAAACACUGACACUCCAUCCACACUGAACUUGCAGAUCACUGGACUUCAGACAAGUGUGGAGCGGCUCUCCGGUGAGAUUGUGGAACUAAAGCAGCAUCUGGAGCACUACGACAGGAUCCACGAGCUCACCCAGAUGCUGCAGGAGAGCCACAGGUCCCUGGUCAGCACCAACGAGCACCUGCUUCGGGAGCUGGGCCGGGCGCGGGCGCAGCACCAGGCCGAGGCGGAGCAGCUGCGCUGGAGCUACAGGCAGCUCAAGAAGACCACGGCCCCGUUGCCCAGCCGCCCGCCUGUGCCCGCGCCCGCGCCCUGA